AUUUUAUUUAUUUUUUAAAGAUUUUUUUCUUGCACACUGAUGAUAUUGGGUGUUUUUUAAUCUACUCUGCAGAAGCUAUAUCUUGCUUAAAUCAGGCCAUGAAUCUGUUCUUGGAGAUUGGGAGAUUAAACAUGGCUGCAAGAUACUGCAAGGAAAUUGGUGAAUUAUAUGAGACUGAACAAGACUUUGAACGAUCGAUGGAUUACUUUGAACGUGCAGCCGAUCUUUUCCAAAGUGAAGAAGUGACUACAUCUGCAAACCAGUGCAAGCAGAAGGUUGCACAAUUUGCUGCUCAACUGGAACAAUAUCCUAAGGCGGUUGAGAUUUUUGAAGCGAUAGCCAAGCAUUCGAUGAACAACAAUCUUCUGAAGUACAGUGUUAAAGGAAUUCUCCUCAAUGCUGGCCUCUGCCAGCUUUGCAGGGGCGAUGUUGUUGCAAUAACAAACUCAUUAGAGCGAUACGAGGAAAUGGAUCCGACCUUUUCAGGGACGCGUGAACACAAGUUUUUAGCUGAUUUAGCUGCGGCAAUUGAUGAGGAAGAUGUUGAGAAGUUCACUAGCGUGAUCAAGGAGUUCGAUAGCAUGACCCGGCUGGAUGCUUGGAAAACCUCUCUACUCUUGAAAGCGAAGAAUGCACUGAAAGCCAAAGAAGAAGAAGAGGAUGAUCUUACCUAAGUCUUCUCUCUGUCUUUCACUCCAUGCUUUCGGUUUGUAUUUUACUAAUUUGCAUCAUGCUGUGGUGGAACUCUCUUGCGCCUUCUUUCACCUAUUAAUAUGAUCGAUCAUUUUGUAUCUACCUUGGUUUGGGAUAUCACUAUUUAGAUAGAUUGGAUUCGUUUUCUAGAGUUGUGUCCAUGGGUUGUCUCUUGAAUGGUUGAUUUGUGUUGAUAAUAAACAAGAACCUUUCACUGGAAAAGCGGAUGAUUUGAAUUGUUGCUACAACGGUGACCUUGUGAUUGGUCCCACCUUAUCAGGUUAGGUCCUUUCAGGCUACGAGGUUGGAUUUGUAUGAGAUGCUUUGGACCCACACUAGAAUUUUCUGCUUCCCAAUUGAGUGUGGGUGGUUGGGAUUUGUUAUUUUAGUAGGGAUGGUGGGAAUCCUGAAAUCGUACAUUGUUCUUGGAACUCAAAAUCUAUGUUACUAUGGAUCUGUGGUGACCCCUGAAUCUCUUCUCUGCUAUAUUCCCCUCUUCUGUGGAUUCCAAUGUUAUUCCGGAAGUGUUUAUUUUGCUUGUUA
This is a messenger RNA of Magnolia sinica, 1236 nucleotides long. Its product is annotated as alpha-soluble NSF attachment protein-like. The coding region runs from base 99 to 674 and encodes 191 amino acids. Gene Ontology annotation, cellular component: vacuolar membrane; SNARE complex. The transcript is spliced from 6 exons. The record is from RefSeq and is a predicted model, not a curated record. Lineage: Eukaryota; Viridiplantae; Streptophyta; Magnoliopsida; Magnoliales; Magnoliaceae. Gene Ontology annotation, molecular function: syntaxin binding; soluble NSF attachment protein activity. Gene Ontology annotation, biological process: SNARE complex disassembly; intracellular protein transport.